Messenger RNA from Chlorella variabilis, 4518 nucleotides. RefSeq lists its product as hypothetical. The coding region runs from base 1 to 4518 and encodes 1505 amino acids. Gene Ontology annotation, molecular function: protein binding; chloride channel activity. The record is from RefSeq and is a predicted model, not a curated record. Lineage: Eukaryota; Viridiplantae; Chlorophyta; Trebouxiophyceae; Chlorellales; Chlorellaceae. The transcript is spliced from 34 exons.
AUGUCGGACUCCACGCCUGCAGCACCAAACAGUGGGCCCGGCCUCACGUUCUCAGCGGCCAGGCUGGAGGAGGUCUACCUAGUGUACACCAGCGAGAAGAACCGGGGCCUGACGCUGCGCCUGCACUUCAUGCUCAUCGCCGCUUGGGCGGUGGGAGCGCUCAAGACGCUGACGCAGUGCGCCUACGCCUUCCAGCACGGCGAAGCCAAGGUGCUGCCGCAGUACCUCUUCCUGCUGGCCGCCCAGCUGAUCAACCUGGAGCAGGCCAAGGCGUGGCUGCACAUCCUGCUGGACAUUGCGGUCAUGGUGUGCGUCAUGCUGUCAGACCCCUCGCUGCCCCACGCCCCCGCGCCCCUGCCCACCCUCAUCGUCACCUCCUUCCUCGGAGUGCUCGACAUGAUCCGGCUGGAGACGCUGCUGCGCCUGCAGGCCAUCAAGUGGCUCUGCUUCCUGUUCCUAGAGGCCGACUACUUCAUGCGUGCGCCGGGCCACGGGGCGGCCAAGGUUGGGCUGGACAUGGCCGGCGCGCUGGUGUUUGGCACGCUGCUGCCCUUCAGCUUUGCAGCGGUGUCCGAGGCCUCGCAUCGCGUAGCAUUCCUGCGAGACUGCAAGCGCCCGCUGACCAACCUGGGACCCUUCUGGUCGGCAUGCAGCACAGAACGCUCUUAUGAUGCCGUCCGCAACGAUCGAUUCGUCCACUGUUGGUUGGAGGGGGAGGGGCAGAGCUCCAUGCUCGCAUCCACUGCUCGCUUCAGGCGAGGGCGAUCCCUCCUUGGGCGGGUGCAGAACGCCAUCAGGGCGUUCAGCGAUGCAUCCGAUGCCGAGCGCGCGAGAUCGGACACCGAGCCGCCAAUGGUUUUCGCUCGGAAGAGCGGCGACAGCCGGGAGCUGCGCUAUUUUGUGCUAAAGGGCAAGGCCAACCCGGCGCUUGCCAUGCUGGAGAGCUCUGUGCGGGGCACGCACGUGCUGGGCGGGCCCGAGGGCCGCCGCUACAAGGUCCCGCCGCCCAACGUCUGCAACAGCGUGCUGGCGCGGGCGGCGGAGGACGCUAGCCUUGCCAGCAAGGUGGCGGAAAUUGCAGAGGCGCUACUGCAGAAGGGCGUGCCGCUGGAGGCGCAUACCCUCAAGGCGCUAUUUGGCAGCCUGGCCAGGGCAGACGCGCUGCCCGAGGCGCUGCCGGUGCUGGACGCCUGGCUGCAGCAGCAGGAGGUGGCUCUGGAGGAGGAUGCCAACACGCAGGCGCCCCUGCAGGUCAUGACGCAGCUCAUGGACACGGCGGUGCGGGCCGAGAACACCCACCUGCUGGUGCAGGUGCUGGCUCGCAUGGCCAGGAUAGGCGUCACGCCCUCGCCACAGAGCCUCACCACGCUGCUGCAGUGCUUCAUGCGGCUGGGGCACGUCAACGUGGCGCACAGCGUCCUCGACUGGAUGCGGCGCAACAACCUGGAGCCAAACGUUUACAGCUACACAGCCCUGCUGGCGCUGCCCCGCCACAUCAGCGAGUCGGCGGCGCCACGCCUGCUGGAGCAGGCGAGCCGGGCGCGGUCUGCCUACGACAAGAUGCGGCAGGAUGGCGUGCAGCCCAACGCCCGCUUCUUCACUGAGCUCAUCCGCAUCUGCGGGCGGGCAGGCGACAUGGCGGCGGCGGAGGUGGCGUGGGCGGACGCCAAGGCGGCGGGCGUGGCACCAGACCUCAUCCUCUACUCUGCCAUGAUCGACACCUGCGGCAAGUGCAAGGACGCUGCGGCCGCCAUGCGCGUCUUUGGCGAGAUGAAGCGCAGCAGGGUGCGGCCCGAUGUCGUGUCCUACACAUCGCUGCUGACGGCGCUGGAGGGGACGGCGCAGGCCGCCCCGCUGGCCCGAGACGUGUGGCACUCCAUGCAGCGCGACGGCGUGCAGCCUAACGGCAUGGCCAUCGCCGCCUUUCUAGAGAUCCUGCUGCUAGAGGGAGAGAUAGAUGAGGCGCUGCAGACGCUGGCGGCAGCACGGCCGGGCAGCCGCGGCGGCCGCGCCCGCAGCCAGACGCGCUGGCAGCGCAAGACGGCACGCCUCGCCAGAGAGGCUGGCCUGGAGGAGGAGGCGGGCACAGAAGCAGCUGCGCUGGCAGCUGGGGAGAACGACGGCAGCGCCGGCCAGCUGGAAGGGCGUGUGGACUUGCCCAGGCUCUAUGAGCACUUCAUCUUUGCCAUGGCACACAAGGGGCAGUAUGCAGGCACGCCGGGCCGGCAGAUGGCACGCCACAUGCGCAGCCGUGGCCUGCAGCAGACGCUGGGCACCGCCUCGGCGCUGCUGACCGCGCAGGCGCUGCAGCACGGCCACGUCGCCGCCAAGUGGCUGCUGCAGCCGCCCGGCAUGGGCGCAGCCGGCAGCAGCUCCUCGGCAGCUGCCCCACUGCCGGACGACGCUGUGGAAAGCUGCCUGCUGGGCCGAGGAAGCCCCCAGGCCUGCAUGCAGAAGCUCCUGCAUAGCGGCGGCGGAGCCAGCAGCAGCAGCUGUAGCGGGAGCGCGGCGGAGGACGCAGCGGCAGCAGCCCUGAGGCCAGACCGAACGGUGGCUAACGUGGUGCUGGCAGGCCUGGCGGUACGGGGCUGUACCACUGAGGCGGUACAGCUGUUCGACUGGAUGAAGCAGCAGCCGGCGGCGCCGGAGCCGGCCGCCGCGGCCGCAGCCACAGGCAGCCGCGCGCGCCGGCGGCCGGCCCCUGUGUGCUCUCCAGACGCCUGGACGUGCCAGCUGCUGCUGUAUGCGGCGCUGAAUGCGCCCAAGGAGCAUCAGCUGGAACUGACCCUGAGGGCUGUCAAGGAAGCCAGGGAGCUUGCGGCAGCAGGCGGCGGCAAGAAGCGCAGCAGCGGCGGCGGCGGGAAGAGCAGCGGCGGUGUGGGCGGCACGGGCUGGGACCGGCGCACGCGCAGCGCCAUCCUUGCAGUCAUGCGGCAGUCUGGCCGGGCGCAGCAGCUGCUGGGGGUGGAGGUGGAUGGUGUGGCCGAGUUGAAAUUUUUCACUGUGAUUGUGUCAGUGGCCGUCAAUUGGGAGGGGGAUGGAGUGUGGGGACAGGAAGUGUGGCGCCGCCACCUGUGCCACGUCAGCGGCCGCCUCUGGCUGGCCAGCCACUCACGAUCAAUGGGCGAUCAAUGCGCGCUGAGUUGCGAUCGUACUUGGGACCUCAGUGAACAUCGCUCUGCCCUGUCUGCAGCUGCACGGUGCAACUUGAGCACACGUUUGAGGGGACGCAUGAUUGUGUAUCGCAAGACCUUCCUGGGCCUGCACCUGCUGUUCAGGCUGUACGGUUCCGCCAUCCUGCGCACCGCGGUGUGGGGCGCGCUGGCUGCCGCCCAGACGGGCCUGCUCUACGCCUUUGCGGACGACUAUGUGAGCCGCUUCUUCCAGGACGGGCGCAUUGUGGUGUACAGCCUCUUCGUGGCCCUCAUCUACGGUCGGUUCCACGAGGGCCGCACCAAGCUGCAGGCCAUGUCUUCUGCCUGGCUGGAUGCCUGUGUCAAGGCUCUGAGCUUUGACGGCAGCGACAAGCGCUUCAAGUCCCCAGACCAUGCUUCCUCCCGCUUCAGGCUGGACUGCGUGCACCUCUUCAGGCGAGACGCCGCCUGCUGGCUCGCCUGUCUUCCAACCAACCGCCAGUGUCAGCCAGGCACCCUCAUGCACGGCGUGGCCGUGCAGUUCCUGCGCAGCGACUGGCUGCUGGAGAACCUGGCUGAGCAUGACGAGAGCAAGCUGCCGCCCUGGGACGCCGCCAACAGCCCCCAUUACAAGCCGGACCUGGUGGAUUACUUUGUGCUGCGCAGCGUGUCGCACCGCCGCACGCGGCACAGCGCGGCGCACCCUAUCCCCGUGGUGGGCCUGCUGAGCUCAGAAGAAAGCGCCCACCUGCGCCUCAAGGUGGGCGCCGCGCCCGCCGCUGGCAAGUAUGUGCGUGGGGCAGCAGAGCGCAUCUAUAUUGUGUACUACUGGGUCCACGAGCGGUGCAGGCAGCGCAUCACCGAGGGCGGCCUGGACAUGCCCGCCCCCAUUCUGGCCACGCUCUACACCAGCCUGCAGAAGGGCAUAGAGUCGUUUGAGCAGUGCCGGUACCUCUGCGACACCCCCUUCCCCUUCACCUGGGCCCAGCUGCUGCUGGUCAUGCUGCUGGCGCUGCAGUUCACGGCCCCCUUUGUCAUCGUGUCCUCCGUGUCCGACAAGGCGCUGGGCAUCGUCUUCUCGGCCAUUGUGGUGCAGGCGUACUGGGCGCUGAACGAGGUGGCCCGGGAGCUGGAGGAUCCGUACUGCUUUGAGCCCAACGACAUCCCGCUGGCACGCCUGCAGUACCAGUUCAACGAACGAAUCCUGGCUACUGCCAACGCCCAGCUGCCAGGCAGCUGCCGGGAGGACUCCAAGUACCGGCUGUCGCUGGAGGAGGCAGUGCAGGCGGCGGCACGAGGCUCCCUGGGCGCCCCGGACGGCGACCAGUCGCUAGAUGCCAAGCUGGAGCAGAGGCCGCCGCCAGAUCAGCUGCCGCCUGUAUGA